AUUCAUGUUACAACACUGACUGGCGCGGCCAUGGACAUCAACUGUAAUUCCAGUGAUACUAUUCGUCAGGUCAAAAAGACUAUAUACGUCAAGGGAUGGAUUCACCCACAAAGGCAUGCGCUCUUUUUCCGGAGCAGAGAACUGGAGAAUGAUAAAGCCCUGGGCGAUUACAAGAUCAGAUUUGGAUCAACCCUGCGCUCUGUCCGAUAUCUCCGUGGCGGC
Molecule: messenger RNA, 222 nt
Organism: Gamsiella multidivaricata
Lineage: Eukaryota; Fungi; Mortierellomycota; Mortierellomycetes; Mortierellales; Mortierellaceae
Product: ubiquitin
Exons: 1
Biological process (GO): protein ubiquitination; modification-dependent protein catabolic process
Cellular component (GO): cytoplasm; nucleus
Molecular function (GO): ubiquitin protein ligase binding; protein tag activity
Source: RefSeq, a predicted model, not a curated record